Messenger RNA from Paraglomus occultum, 1217 nucleotides. The record is from the annotation of a GenBank genome assembly. Lineage: Eukaryota; Fungi; Glomeromycota; Glomeromycetes; Paraglomerales; Paraglomeraceae.
AUGGAAUCAGAGAUUUCUUCAAACUUGAAAAAAUCAAAUUAUCGGGAACGAAAUGAGUCUCUGAUGCCUUUCUUCGAUUGUUUCGAAGACUGGAAGCUGUUAAACUUUCUAAAGUAUGCUGAUGCCGUGAAGAGCUUGGGCAACGUAACGGAAACACAUCGCAAGUACAGAAUUAUUCUUGAGGGGAUUAUUGCUGAUGAAAAUGAGAUUGGAAUUAAAAGGAAAAAAGCCGAAAAAGCACGAGUGAAGUAUUUGGUCGAGUCCAAUAAGGAACGUUUGGUCGAGUCCGAUAAUCCUGCCAUCGAGUUGAAUGAAAUACGUUCAAACAAUAUAAAAGAGUUCUGGCAUAAGAAAGAUAAGCGAAGUCUGAUUGAUAAAUCAGCGAUGAAAACUACCCGAAAAAUUGUAAAAAAAAUUAGUAAGAUGCAAGACAUAACAAAUGAUGUCUUGGCUCAAACGAUCGAGAAUAAUUUAAACCGACAACAAUCAGAUAGCUCUGAUCGAGAUAAUGACAAUAAUAAUGAGGAAACAACAUCAAAAUUACCACAGAAAAUAUGUACAAGCAGAGAUCAGACCCUGAAGUCAACGUGUGAUAAGCGCUCUUUCGAUAACACUUUAUAUUAUGAGGUUACAAACUCAGUUGCCAAGAAGAUUAAGACCAGUAGUGAAGAUGAAGUUGCAGGUUAUGAUUUGGAAAAUGAAGAUGUUGAAUUUGAACAAGACGAUGAAUUUGGCGUAAAAGACAAGAAUCUCUUCCAACAGAGAUUCGAUGCAUUGGAAAACUCAAGAAAAUGGAAACUGAAGUCGGGGAGAUUCGUUGAGGAUUCUUGUCCACUUAUCAUCGAUCCUGAUGAUAUCUUUAUUAAGGAGGAAUUCACAGAAGAAGAGAUAUCCGAAAUUGUUAAUAGGGAAAAUGAACAAGAUCUACCGGAAAUCGAUGAUGAGCUCUUUGAAUAUAUAAACACGUUUGCUAGGGACUCUACAAAAGAAAUACGAAAAGCUCUUAACGCGCUACAUCCCCGAUUAGGCGACAAUUACAACCCGCAGACGGAUUUUAUUUAUGAUCAUAUAAGGACCACGGUGGCUGAUUGGGUACGACUUUUCGAAAUGCAACCUAAUCCGCUAACUCUGGAUUUGCCAGAAGCCUGGUACCGCAUCAAUGUUUGGAGAACAAUUGAUAUAGCGUUUUCCGAUAUCCCAUACACUUACGUUGUUGG